This is a messenger RNA of Aspergillus ochraceoroseus IBT 24754, 1833 nucleotides long. RefSeq names its product putative mitochondrial dihydroxy acid dehydratase (gene ilv3B). NCBI's taxonomy places the organism in Eukaryota, Fungi, Ascomycota, Eurotiomycetes, Eurotiales, Aspergillaceae. Bases 1 to 1833 code for a protein of 610 amino acids. The transcript has 3 exons. Gene Ontology annotation, molecular function: dihydroxy-acid dehydratase activity. Gene Ontology annotation, biological process: branched-chain amino acid biosynthetic process. The record is from RefSeq and is a predicted model, not a curated record. Gene Ontology annotation, cellular component: mitochondrion.
AUGGACUCCACCAACCCCGCGGCCGCCUCCUCUUCUGUGGGAGAAGCCAAAUACAUUGAAUUCCCCUGUCUUCCAAGUGACGCAAAGCACGCGGAUGGCUCUCUGGCGCUGAAUCGCUACUCGACACAUAUUACCAAGGGCCAUGAUUUCCCUGGCGCAAAGGCGAUGCUUUACGCCGCUGGUGUUCCUGAUCAGGAUGCCAUGGCAAAGAGCCCCCAUGUUGGAAUUGCGUCGGUUUGGUGGGAGGGAAAUCCAUGUAACAUGCAUCUGAUGGAUCUGGCCAAGACCGUGAAGAAGGCAGUCGCAGACCAGGGGAUGAUCGGGUGGCAGUACAAUACAAUUGGCGUUUCGGAUGCGAUUUCGAUGGGGAGUGAAGGGAUGCGAUUCUCGCUUCAAUCCCGUGAAAUCAUCGCCGAUAGUGUCGAAACAGUUACCUGUGCGCAGUAUCAUGACGCCUGCGUUGCCAUUCCAGGUUGCGAUAAGAACAUGCCCGGAGUGGUGAUGGGUAUGGCGAGACAUAACCGACCGUCGCUGAUGAUCUACGGUGGAACGAUUCAGAUCGGGUACUCCACCCUCCUCCGGAAACCGGUGAACGUUUCGACCUGUUUCGAGGCCGCCGGCGCCUACGCUUACGAUACCCUGCGCCAGCCCGAGGACGACGGGGGCGAUACGAGCAAGACCAAGGACGAGAUCAUGGAUGAUCUGGAACGACAUGCCUGCCCCAGCGCCGGUGCGUGCGGGGGCAUGUUCACUGCCAACACCAUGGCCACAGCAAUCGAGUCCAUGGGACUGUCGUUGCCCGGCUCCUCAUCCACGCCCGCGUCGUCGCCAUCCAAGAUGCGCGAAUGCGUCAAGGCCGCCGAGGCCAUCAGGGUCUGCAUGGAGAAGAACAUCCGGCCGCGCGAUCUGCUCACCAAGCGGGCCUUUGAAAACGCGCUCGUCAUGACCAUGGCGCUGGGGGGCAGCACCAACGGCGUGCUCCAUUUCCUUGCCAUGGCGCGCACGGCCGGCGUUGACCUCACCCUGGACGACGUGCAGAGAGUCAGCAACAAGAUCCCCUUCAUCGCGGACCUUUCCCCCAGCGGCAAAUACUACAUGGCCGACCUGUACGACAUCGGCGGGAUCCCGUCCGUGCAGAAACUGCUCAUCGCCGCGGGCCUCCUCGACGGCGACAUCCCCACCAUCACCGGCCGAACCCUCGCCGAAAACGUCGCCUCGCACCCGUCCCUCCCGGCGGACCAGGCCAUCAUCCGCCCGCUCGACAACCCCAUCAAGUCCACGGGCCACCUCCAGAUCCUGCGAGGCAACCUCGCGCCCGGCGGCGCCGUGGCCAAAAUCACGGGGAAAGAAGGAACAAAGUUCACGGGGGAAGCCCGGGUCUUCGACAAGGAGCGCCAACUGAACGACGCCCUGACACGCGGCGAAAUCCCGCGCGGCGAGAACCUGGUGCUUAUCGUGCGCUACGAGGGCCCCAGGGGCGGACCCGGCAUGCCCGAGCAACUGAAAGCCAGCGCGGCGCUCAGGGGCGCCAAACUCACCAACGUCGCCCUGAUCACGGACGGCCGGUACUCGGGCGCCAGCCACGGCUUCAUCGUCGGCCAUAUCACGCCCGAAGCAGCCGUCGGGGGGCCGAUCGCCAUCGUGCAGGACGGGGAUCUGAUCACGAUCAGUGCCGAGACGAACGAACUCAGCAUGCACGUCUCGGACGAGGAGAUCCAGCGCCGGUUGACGGAAUGGAAGCCUCCCGCGCCGAGCGUGACCCGCGGCGUCCUGGCCAAGUAUGCUCGGUUAGUUGGAGAUGCCUCUCACGGCGCGAUGACGGAUCUAUUUUAA